AUUUUGGUUUCUUGCGGUUCCCCAAGCGGAAAUGAACAACAUGGCGCACAGUUAGUUUUCAAACGUGCUGGAGAUAUGUGUGGGACAAGAGGAAUAAUCAUUGGCUUUACAUUGCUGGCCUUGGGCUCCAGUUACUGCGUCUGCGACGCGCACAAUUUAACCGCUUUUCUGUCGCAUCGCCAGCGGCGUGGACUCAUUUAUCAGAACAGCGGAUCUAUGAAGUUCAGCAUUGGACCAUCGUUGCCCAUCCCUUUGGGCGAUCAUGUAACCUUUCGCUCUGCGGUGCUCUCCUUCAACUUGCAGGGUGGCACCUACAGCUUGCCAACAACGCCCAUUUGGCCCUGGGACAAGUGGGAGACCACAUUUGCCAGAUCUCUGCAGCAAAUGAGGCGCCACAUUGAGAGGCAGACGGCAAGCGGAGAUGUUCGAUAUGCGGACGAUGCACGACUCCUGGUAUACACGGCGCUCGAGGAGUAUAUGGGCAGACGGAACAAUAAUAUGAUUGUGGGCAGACAAUGCCUGCUGCGCUCCAUAUGCGAAAAUGCCCAGGUGCAUCAGCAUGUUGGCGUCUUCUCCGAAAUAUUCAACAUUGUGUUGAGUCCGGGAAAAGCGGAUUUAGAUAACUCGUAUCACGAUGCCUUUGCUGCUGGCCAAGCUGGUGCUAAUUGCCUGGCCAUCUACAGGGUCUGUCCACGUGGCCUCAACUUCCUGGACGGGCUGUUGAUUUUGGAGCGCAACUGAAAUUUGAUUGAUUGUAUUUACGUUAUGGAUCGAUGCA
Molecule: messenger RNA, 778 nt
Organism: Drosophila grimshawi
Lineage: Eukaryota; Metazoa; Arthropoda; Insecta; Diptera; Drosophilidae
Exons: 4
Coding region: 76-741 (221 amino acids)
Source: RefSeq, a predicted model, not a curated record